GCCGUAACCGAACAGAACCAUGAAUCCGCAACAAUUUUCCCUACGGUGGAACAAUUACACGUCCUACAUAGCCGGUGCAUUCGACUCGCUGCGCUAUGAGGAGGACUUUGUCGAUGUGACGUUGUGCUGCGAAGGGCGCAAGAUACGCGCUCACAAAAUAUUGCUCUCCGCCUGCAGCCCGUACUUCAAGGACGUGUUCAAGGAGAACCCUUGCCAGCAUCCAGUAAUUAUUUUCAAAAAUGUGCGCUACACCGACCUGAUGUCGCUGGUUGAGUUUAUGUACCAGGGCGAAGUGAGCGUACCGCAGGAACAGCUGCCCUCGUUUCUCCACACGGCGGAGGUGCUGGCAAUCCGGGGACUUACCGACAAUACGUCCGAUUCACGUCAACCGGCCAGCUCGACCACAUCCGCCAUUGCACAGCAGCUGAUACAGAGUCAGGCCGUGUUGGACAAAUCGGCAACAAUCACGACGACAGACUCGCUGUACCUUACCUUGCCAUCAAACUCCACCAUAGUCCAUCAACCGAAGCUGGUACAAGCACAGAUCCAAACUGCACCGAUCAUCACCAAACCACUGAUCAAACAAUCGCCACCGGAAAUGCCCACCUUGACCGCCUCCACCGUGACUGUUCCGAUCGCGCAACCCCAGCAGCAACCCACGAUCGCCAAAAUUCAGGUACAAACCACCGCACCGCCACAACAGCCGCAGCAGCAGCAGGUUCAGGUGCAGGUUCAACAAGUAGCCGUACAGCAAGCCCAGCAGCAGCCCCAGCAGCAACAGCAGCAGCAAAACCAGCAAACGGCCACCCCCCAAACGCAACCGCAACAUCAAACUACGCAAGCCACCACCUUACAAGAAGUCGUGGACAAUGUUGUACAACCCAGAAAGAAAAAGGUUAAGGGACAGCAGAUUAUUGCGUCACAGGCAAACUCAGCGGUACAGUCCGGAUCGACGGUAACGGUUACAACAACGAGCUCAGGACAAUCGGGCGAUAAUGAACUGUACGAGACGGAUACCUACACCAUCACUACAAAGGACGCACGAGAGGAACAGGAACAUGAACAAUACACCGAAAAUGGGCAAUCGGCGGGCACGUCGCUGAAGAUGGAAAUACCGGAAUUUAUCAGCGUCGGAGAGCCGCUUAAUCCUGGUAACGGCACAAAUAAUACGUUCCUUCAAGAAAGCUACGAACUCGUCUCGGAAAACAUUGAAGAAAAGGACGACGAUGAAGAUAUGGCGCAGGACAAUAUUGAGAUAGAAGGCUCGGAUAUGGAUAUGAGUCGUAUUUUCCAAGGAUCAACCGAUGAGCAGACGAAAACUAACAUUUUGCAAGAAGUGUUUGAGCAAAAAAUGAAACCCAAAAAAUACAAGUGCAAAGAUUGCGACAAAAGCUUCGCCGCCUGGAAAUCACUCACGAUGCAUCAGCAUAUACACAGGGGCCUCACGAAAUGCACGAUCUGCGGUGCGAUCUUGUCCCGCACCGCCAAUCUCAAGCGCCACAUGAAGCUGAAGCACGAGAAAAUCAUACCGUAAA
Molecule: messenger RNA, 1535 nt
Organism: Anopheles maculipalpis
Lineage: Eukaryota; Metazoa; Arthropoda; Insecta; Diptera; Culicidae
Product: protein bric-a-brac 1
Exons: 5
Coding region: 20-1534 (504 amino acids)
Biological process (GO): regulation of transcription by RNA polymerase II
Cellular component (GO): nucleus
Molecular function (GO): protein binding
Source: RefSeq, a predicted model, not a curated record